Molecule: messenger RNA, 1626 nt
Organism: Cryptomeria japonica (Japanese cedar)
Lineage: Eukaryota; Viridiplantae; Streptophyta; Pinopsida; Cupressales; Cupressaceae
Exons: 9
Coding region: 262-1410 (382 amino acids)
Source: RefSeq, a predicted model, not a curated record
UUUGAAUUUCUUUCUCUCUAUAUUUUAACCUCCCUGGAAAUCUCCGCUGGAAGGUGCUAAUCUUAUAACGCGACUCUGGAAAACUGUAAAUUGGUUCAAUUAAAUGGCAAAUCGGGAUUGACACCUGGAGAUGUUGCAUCGAUUUGGCACAAAUCUGCACGAGUCCGAUCCAAGUAGAAUCAUAUUCAAAUUUUGUCAUUUCAUGUGCUGGUGGGUAAAUAAGUUGAAAUUUAUUUGCAUGCAGAAAUUUCCAAAAUUUGCAUGGAGCGAAAGCCCAACACAGAAGAAACAAAUUGCGAGUAUCCGACUACCAAAAAUAGAGGGUCGAUGGGUUCGGCAGAGGAGGCAAGACAAGAUUAUGAAGCAGCUCUUUCGUUAAUGGACGAGCUGCAGGAGGAACAGUCAGUACCUCAGCUCUUUAAGGCAGUUCGACAUGUAUUCUCUUUAAAUGCUUUCGUUAAUCUCAUCGAUCACAAGGAUAGUCAUUCCCUCUCCAUCUGGAAGAAGCGUGUUGAUGAUCUACAUGGUCAACUUGUUUCUUCUGUUGUAAAGUUUCUUCAACAAUUCAAUCAGCCGAAGGAGCAGUAUGGGAAUGCAUGCCUAAGCUUAUUGUACGUGGGAGCUGAAGCUUGUGAAAGAUUUGAAAAGGAAAACAAAACAUUGUUUUCCCAACUCUCACUAGAAAGAGAAAAGUGUGCAAAACUGAAUAAAAUAUUUCAGAGUCAGCUUAAAGACUCAGCCUUAAAGGAAAAUUUGGAGUUACGAACAUGUUUGGUUGUGCAGCAGCAAAAGAUGAUACAGAAUGAAGCGGAAACAAGGAAACUUGAGCAACGGCUUCAAACUGCAUUGGCAGAAAACAACGGUUUACAUAGGGAGAAGCAAAGGCUAGCAGAGGAGCGAAAAAGGAAUUUACAGAUUCUUGAACGCCAGGCUGCAGCAAUUUCACAGUUGAUGGAUGAGUGUGAGAAUAAUGCAAAGGAGAAAGAUCAGGCACUGAAAUCACUAAAGAUGAUAAAUGAAGAUAAUAAAAUUCUUACAAUGAAUUUGGAACGUCAUAGCAAGGUUAUAGAGGAUCUUAUGAAUGUGAAUGCUGAGAUGAUUAAGGCAGCUAAUUGUUAUGCACAAAUGCAUGAUUUAGAUGAAAAUCAUCCUAAAGUAGACUGUCAUUCAUUGAUUGAUAGUACUAAUAACAGUCAUAAUAGUGAAAUGACCUUUUGUAGAAGCAAAUCAGACACUAUUGAUGGUAUAUACAAAAGGUCAUCUUCGGCUGUGGAAAGAUCACAAAAUAGCUCAGAUAGUCCAGGAGAUAAAGUGGGUCAUACUCCUGAUCGGAAAAAAAAGGUAAAGCCAAAAAUGCAUCCGAGAAUCGAUAUUACCCAGAAUUUUGUUAGUUGCUAUUCGAUGCCAUGAAAUUUCCAAGUUGCCUAUAAUUGUUUUCUUCUUACUUUGCAUUUUGUUAGUUCUCGCUACACAAUGCUAUUAAAUUUUCAAUUAUAAGUUACGUUGGAAAUUUCAUUAUGAAGAUGGAGUAUUAUCUUUAUGCUUGCUUCAUUGUACUCCUCACUUUGAAAAUUGUAAUUUAAAUUGUUGUUCCUUAAAAGAUGGAUUUCAUAGUGUCUCACUUCA